This is a messenger RNA of Durio zibethinus, 3288 nucleotides long. Lineage: Eukaryota; Viridiplantae; Streptophyta; Magnoliopsida; Malvales; Malvaceae. The record is from RefSeq and is a predicted model, not a curated record.
UUUCCAGCUAUACAGGAUUAAGAAUUUUGUACUCUUUGUUUGAAAAAUAAUUGAACCCUUAAAACUUGAAAGUGAAACAUUGAUAGAUGCUGAGGUUGGAACGGAAAUCCAACUUGAACCUGGAAACAAGUUGUAAUCACCCUAGUCUGCACCAAAAAAUGGAACCCUACUUCCCUUUGCCUGCCUUUCCUGUUUAGCCAUAUUGUUCUUUGCAUGGCAGUUGUCAAAGUGUCCUCAUAAUCCCAUCAUUAAAACCCAAAAAAAAAAAAAAGAAAUAAUGUAAAAGUCUUUUUUUAAAGUGGAAUAAAACAGAUGGUUCUUUUCAGUUUGAAACCUGGAGCUCUUUAUCUUCGCAUAUAGUGCGGUGAACCAACGAUCAACUCAUGUGGUCCCUUUUGUCACAGUUCAUACGUCAAAUUUUCAAACAUCUAAUCUUAUUUUUUCAUGCAUAAUUGCAAUAUGGUUUACUUGAAACCUAUUUAUAAAAGAUAUGAGUUGCAUGAAACCGUCCCACCAAUUGGGUCUACAGCUGUUGUUGAUUAAAUGCUUGUUUUACUUUGUGCCAAUUACCCAUUUGACUUGAACUCGUAUGGUUUAAGUGUCCAGUGUCAACCUUUCAUUUUGUUUAGUUGGAUUGCUUCAAGUUAUAUAUAUUUUUUUCUAACCAAAUCUUGGCUGCUUAUGCAGAAAAUUGGGACGUGUGGGAAGAGGAACAUUGAGAAUUCUAUUUUUGCAAGUUGAGGCUUUCUAUUCUCAAAUUUUGAUAAAAAGGCCAUGAAAACUAGGUGGGGAAAGCGUUCUGAGGCCUUUUGGCCAUCCAUUGUGAUGAAGAAAUGGUUGAAUAUAAAGCCAAAGGUGUAUGAUUUUAGUGAAGACGAGGUUGACACUGAAACUGAGAGUGAAGAUGAUGCUUACUCUGUUAAAGAUUCAAGAAUGCGCGGCAGUAAGGAUCAUACCCAUAGGACACUUGGAAACCUAUCUGAAUGCAGAAGCCAAAUUUCAGAUGCACCUUCUAAGGGUUAUCGAUUAAGACACAGGAGGGGAAAAUCAGAAACUCUGCGUGCACAGUACAUAAAUACAAAGGAUGUGAGGGUGACAAUAGGUACUUGGAAUGUUGCUGGAAGACUUCCAUGUGAGGAUCUUGAGAUUGAUGAUUGGCUUUGCACGGAAGAGCCUGCGGAUAUUUACAUUAUCGGCUUCCAGGAGGUAGUCCCUUUGAAUGCUGGAAAUGUACUGGGAGCUGAAGAUAGCAGGCCAAUUCCUAAAUGGGAGGCAAUCAUACGAAGAACUCUGAACAAAUCUUUGGAACCUGAAAGCAAGCACAAAUGCUAUAGUGCCCCACCUUCUCCUGUGUUAAGGACUUCUUCAGUUGCAGAUGUAUUAGUAGAUGAGAUAGAUGCUCUGCCAAUGGAAAUGAUGUGUGAUGAGUAUUUGGAAACUGCUAACGGCUAUGACUUUGAAGGACAAGAUUUGAUUAAAGUUGCUGAUAUUGGACAAAAUUUACAGCUGAAGAGAAUAUAUGGUGUCGAUUGUGACACUAGGUUAGACUGGCCUGAACUUUCAUUAGAUGCAACCCCACAAGUUGUCUCUUCAAAUUCAAAAUUGCGGAGAGUACUGAGCAGCUCAGCAAGAAUUGGCUUUAAUCUGAUAGAAAACUCCAUCUUCUGCAGUCCUCAUGAUGUGCUGUUAAAAGGAAGCAGAUUGAAAAGAUCACACCAUAGCUAUGGAAACCUAGGGUCAAUGUUGGUGCAUGACCGACAGAAGCUAGAAGUUGUUGAUUCUUUCUCUGAGAUAUCUGAUGAGUUUUCAGAAGAGGAGGAUGAUACUUUCUUAGAAGUGCAUAUGGACCAACAUGACAAUGAUAGGGCAAGGUCAUGCCGAAAGUACAUGCGGAUAGUUAGCAAGCAGAUGGUUGGAAUAUACAUAUCUGUCUGGGUGCGAAAGAGGCUGAGGAGACAUGUAAAUAAUUUGAAAGUCUCUCCUGUUGGAGUUGGUCUUAUGGGCUACAUGGGAAACAAGGGAUCUGUUUCUGUUAGCAUGACUCUUUUUCAAUCCAGGCUGUGCUUUGUGUGUUCUCAUCUGACAUCAGGUCAGAAGGACGGAGCAGAACAGAGGCGUAACUCUGAUGUCUAUGAAAUUUUACGACGUACCCGUUUCUCAUCUGUCCUCGAUGCAGAUCAACCACAAACAAUUCCUUCUCAUGAUCAGAUAUUUUGGUUUGGAGAUUUGAAUUAUCGUCUCAAUAUGUUGGAUGUGGAGGUGAGAAAGCUUGUUGCUCUAAAGCGCUGGGAUGAAAUAAUCAACAAUGAUCAGCUUCAUAAAGAACUGCGUAGCGGGCAUGUAUUUGAUGGAUGGAAAGAGGGGGUAAUAGACUUUCCUCCCACCUACAAGUAUGAAAUGAAUUCUGACAGAUAUGUUGGUGAGAUCCCUAAAGAAGGGGAGAAGAAGAGAUCUCCAGCAUGGUGUGAUCGUAUACUCUGGUCAGGAAAAGGCAUAAAACAACUUUGUUAUCAACGAGCAGAAAUAAGACUCUCAGAUCAUCGACCAGUCAGUUCAAUGUUCUUAGUCGAAGUUGAAGUCUUGGAUCAUCGGAAGUUGCAAAGGGUCCUCAAUGUUAGCACUGCUGCUGUCCAUCCUGAGAUUUUCUUUGAUGAAAGUGGAGAAUAAGAGCUUUAGCAGAAACCAGGAUACCAAAUUACUCAGUGAGGCGAAAGACAGGUGUUUCUUCCAGAAAUGCAUUCCAAGAUGGCACAUAAGCAUAUAUAUCAAUAACAUAGAAUUCAGGAAAUACACCAGCUUGCAUUGCCUUCAAGGGAUGACUGCAGGAUUAAGUAAUUCGUAGAGGCAGGAGCCAGGCUAUGUGGUGUGCAUUUAACAACAGCUUUAAAACUUGACUUUAUGGUGGGGUGAAUGUAUAGAGACUAAUAUUCUUUUCUUCUUUUUCCCUUGGCUAGAAUGGCUUAAAAGAGUGAUGUUUUUUUAGUAUAGGAUCUAUUUCUUAGUCAUGCUGUAAUCUCCAUCUGUAUAUUAUAGUCUAGUCGAUUUAAGUUUCUAUUUCUACCUUUUUAAAGGAUUAGUUCUAAUUAUAGACAGUCAUGUUACCUUUACAGUCCUUUUAUAAUGUACAUAAUUCAUGUUCCAGCAUGUCUAGUUACUCUUAUCUCGCUCUUUACUGGUGCAAAUUUUGGAAGCAUUCAAUGUACAUGUGGACUUGUUCCUUAAAAAAAAGGACAGUUUAAGCCAAAAUUUGGUGAUAUUAUAAAGUAAAUUGGCAUUUUCCGAAGUUGU